UACACACAGGAAAGUAGGUGAACUAAUGUGAGCCUCCUGUUAAUUUCAUUCUUUGGGGGAAAUGGGAAACAGAGAUUAUUUGCUUAUCUAUCUGGGGAAACUGAGGCUCAGGAAGGGUUGGUACCUCAUCUGAGGCUUCCCCCUGAAUGGGAACAGAUGCCUACCUGUGUAUCUCUGCUAAGGGAAUGAUGCCAUAGAUUUUUUUUUCAUGUGAUUUUCACCCUACUCAUCUUGCAAGUAACCAUUGUGAUAAAACUUACCUGUCGCAUCCAUACCUCCUCAGGAAUGGUCACAGUAUCUGUACAGGCAAAUUGGCAUCAUGGGAGAUGAAACAAGCAAAAACCUGGUUGAUGUGGAAGACACUGUAUAGCAUGGGAGCGCUGGAGUAGGUGAAGAGAGCUGGGCUCAUGCCUGGGAAGUGCCUUUGACCCACUCUGAAUGCAAUGCAGGCAGAAGCAAGAGAGCCUUCUCACCCUAUCCUCUCCCUGUCUCUACAACUCUCCAUCAUCUCUAGUCUUUCCUGUCCAUCACCUUAGGGAACUCACAUCCUUCAGAACUCCAGUAGAGGCAAACACACCACUAGCUGGUAUUAACAAGCAACUCUCACAGGAUCAUUUCAAAAUGAACAAGUAUCAACAGACACUUGCCCAUAUGGGGAGGGGUGAUGAGGGGGUUAGAGAGAACACAGGGUAGGGGAUGAUAGACUUUCGAACGUGUUCUAAACAAAAAUGGACAAAGAACAAAUGUAAUUAGUUUUUAAAGCCAUCCAUGUCCCACUGGGAAGAGUGGGACAGGAGGAGGAGGAAAGCCUCGCUCUACCACAGUAGGUGUGGACACCGUUCUCAGGUAUUUGGGGCCUCCAGGCUGUCUGGCUCUCACAUCACAAAAUAAGGAAGGCAUCCUCUUCCAGGAUCACAGGACCUCUGACCGCAAAUCCACCCAGGGCACACGUCUCGGCCACAUAGCCUUGCUGAUCCCAGCAAUGCCCAGUCCAACGAACAGUGAUGUCAUACUGUUUGGGUUGGGAUCAUUCCUGAACCGUGAAGCAGUUAAGAAAUAUCCUGCCCCACUGGCUGCUAUGCUCAUAAAGGAGGACCCACGUGUACUUCCUUCUUGUUCCAAGACGCACCAGCUCAUGCAUUCGCUCACACCCAGAGGGAGAGACAGCACAGGACUGCCACCUCCCAUGCAAAUCACCUCCAGGAGUGCAGCUGGGCUCCUCCCGCUGCUCCUGGGCAAUGCUCCUGGGUAGACCUUGUACAAGAUGCCAUCUCGGGCGCUGUGUAUUUUUCCUCAUUGUGGCUCUUUUGGUCGACGCUGUGGGCCUGGUCCUUUUGCUGCUGGGAAUCUUUGCUCCACUAAACUACUGGGACUUCUUUGUCUACACGGGAGCUCUGAUCCUAGCCCUGAGCCUACUGUUCUGGCUUGCCUGGUAUUCCUUCAAUAUCGAGGUCCCUCUUGAAAAGCUGGACUUUUAGGGGAGCCAUGGACAAGAGAGAAACAGGUGGCAUAUGCAGCUGUGAACCUGAGACCCUGGACAUGAAGCCCCCACACAGAACGCCCCACUAAGACCAGCAUGGGUCUGUCUGGCACAGAAGAAUCAAAUCAAGGCAUGCGGUCUUUGCAGCUCACCCUCUGAUAGUAUCCAAGAGGGACCCAGAUGCUGCGAUGAUGAAGCUUUCACAUCACCCACCAGGAUAGCCACAAAUGACUGUGAAUACCAAGGCUCUCUCUGAAGCCCAAGUUCCCAGUGCCAAACCGCUGCUACUGCUGCCUCUACUCCAGAAGGUUGUGGAGGACCAAGAAGCCAUGAUGCUCCACCAGUGGGGCUUUUAUAAGGACCACUCCACUCCAGGCUUAGAUACCAAAGAAACCUCUGGCCAAAGUCUUUUCAAAGAACUGCCGACUGAAAUUAAGCACAGACAACCCAAUUGGGGUCUCCCAUGAGCAUGCACCACACAGUAAUGUUGGCAUGUCCCUUUGACGUUCACUAGACUCCAAGUGCCUGGUUCCUCUUCACCCCACCACCCAGGGGAUAUACAGAGGCUGAUUCCAACAUGGAGACCACAACAUGAAUGCACAGGCAGCAGUGAGCACACAGAGACUCUCUUUACUGGGGAACAUGCUGGCACUGUUCACACAGGCCUAUCUAGGUGUAGAGCCGGCACAUGGGGGCUGCUCACAUCGCACUCCAGGUCACCUGAAACCUCCAGGUACUUUCUCUGAUAAGCACAGUAAGACUCGCUGUGCUGUCUGGAUGUUGUCCAUGACUUAAAGGAUAAAACUACAUUUCUAGUCCAAAUUACAUGUAGUCUACUGCAGCCUGGCCCCGGAAUCUACUGAAGACCAUCAUUCCAGGGGCAAUCACAAAGAUGUCAUCCAAGCUAACCUGUGCUACUAAUUUAUAUUCCCCAUGGUCUGAUUUUGUACUCGAUAUUUAUAUUAUGCACUGAAUGUACAUGUUUCCUUUAAGGUGUCUCGCAUUAUGUAUGGUAUGGGGUAUUUACCUACAGAAAGAAGUGGACACAUUGUUAUGUGUGUGGCAUGAUGUGAUUCUGAGUCUGCACAGUGACAUAAUCUCCUCACACCCUCAGCUUUAGGGCGCUGUCUUCCCAUUUAUUUAUCCCAGGAGUCUACUUUGAGGAUGCUGCCACCAUCCUCCAAGGGAACACACAGAGCACAGGGGUUAGCCCCACCAGGUAGACGAUUCUGGCAUCUCUGGGAUCAUCCAGCAGCUUGGCUCCUCAGUAUUAGGAUGGACUCAGAAACCUGAAAAGACGUCAUGAAAAAUAUCCCAUUUAAAAGAAAGGUUGAGCUCCUAUCCAGAACCUACCUUGGCCUCCUUCAUUCCUAACCCUAUUGGUAGUGCUUGUUGGAAAUGUGUGGAGAGGAGCUGACCCCAUACCAGGGAGAGACCAGCUCUUAUUACUUGAGGUACUGCUAUUCAUACAGUAAUAUAUGAGGCUAGUAACCAAAGUCCCUAGGAAGACCCUAUGCUGGAGUCCCCUAAGUUCUCUUCAUGAGACCUACACAACUGGGUAUUUCGUUGUGGCGGCGGCUGCUGCUGUGGUUGUUUAAUUCUAGAAAUGGAACCAGUCUCUACUUCUUUGGGCUGGGUACCAAAUGCAGUCUCUGCCUCUCACUCAGCCACAGCCUCAUCCACACUCACAGGGGAAAACUAGGCUCACACUCAGCCCAGAGCAUAUGUGCACACCAAAGACAGACUGAAAGAGCUAAGAGCAUCUGCCCUGGCUGAUUCCCACCUCACACGAAGUCCUCACGGCAGGGAAUCCCAGAUGCCAUUUGCACCUGUUUUUCUCCCAGCUCUCUGUCUAGUAACUCGCAAGAUAAAGACAGUUCGGUGUGUGUAUGCUGGUCUGCAAAGAGGGCAUGAGCUUGACUCCUGAAUCAUCUCCCUAAUUAGUGAACACGCUAUUACAGGUCAGAGCAUCUGAUCAUGGCCUUGGAGAGCAAGUGUCCAACAAUCCGAGAUAGCACAUUCCAGCUGGCUAUCCCUGAUUAACACCAUAGAAGAAACUGUUGAUUCACAGAGAAGAGCUCCUGAAAUUCAUCAAAUAUCUUGCUCCGGGGAGUGGGGGGGAUGGGGGGGAGGGUGAUUCUGCUAGAACAAAGCUCAGUCCACAGCUGCACAUUUACAGAGACAAAGCUCUGUAACUCCUUAGGAUGGACACUUCCCCAACUGCCUAGAUUCUCUUGAAUGCAGUUUCAGGUUCAGUGAACCUGGAGAGGGUCUAAGAUUCUUCCUAAUAAAAUUUCAGGUCUUCCCUUUGCCACUAAUGCUUGUGACAGGCCAAAGAGCAGAGAUCUCCAAAGACUUAGCCAUCUUAGAGAGAGGAAAACACACAUGUGAGGUAGUUCUCCCAAGUGCGCAAGGGGCUGAAAGUGGCAGGUCCAGGUUUGGAGCCCAGGUCUCUCUGCUGUCAAUCAAAUCCUCUUUUCCCUCUGGGAAUGGCUGACUGGCUUCUCCCCAGCCAUACAGAGCCUCAGGCAGAAACAAGCAAACAAAACAGCACAAGCCAGGGGAAAUGAGGCAGAUGAGUCAUGCAACUUCAUACCUCCGGCUUCAACCUGGCUGUGCUCUGUAAGGGAAUGAGCAGGACUCCAGGCUGCUCUGUGUCACCCCAGAUGCCAGGGUGUUGAAUGCACAGGUGCUCAUUAUGCUGGCAGGGCUUGAAGAGAGAGAGGGCAGGGGAGGGUUGGGACGGGCAGGGGGAUUAAGCCAAUUUACAUUUUAUCUGCCACCCUUCAGACUCAUCUUAUCAGCCCUCACAAGACAGGUUCCCUAGAGAGGCAACUGGCCUUUUCCAUGCAACUGAAUUCACUACCCUCCUCCUGCCUCUUAGAGACUUUUGUAGGUGUUCUCCAUCAACAAGGAGAUGAUGACAGUGACAUCAUAAUCCCAACAAUCAACUGGGAUUCAGCAUUGGCUGUUUGAGACUUCUAUAACCCCCUAAGCGAGCAGAUACCUGAGACAGUAACCCUUCCCUUUUGUAGAAAUCAAAGUACAGAGCUGUUAUAAUCUUGAGUCAUCUCAUCGGGCUCAUGGUGACUCUAGGACUGCAAGGCAUAGUGUUUAAAAGCCAUUUAAAGAAGUCUAUUGCUAGUCAUCAAGUCUUCACGUAAACACAUGCACGUGGCUUAUCAGAGAUAGGUCCCAUAAAGUCUGGGGGACAAGGACAUACUAGUGGGAAAGAUGGUUCACUCCCAAACAUUUGUCUCAAAGCUCCCUACAUUCGACUCGUUUCUUAGUGCAAUUAAGUAGGUGGGAAGGAGGGGAGCUUAUCAUGGCUGGAGUGGGAGCUGACUCUAUUACAGUUGAUGGGGGUUCAGAAAUGUUAUUUAUACGAAGGGCCAAAGAGCCUGGACAAAGACCAACCCUGAGGAUAAUGAAGUUAGAAAGACAAGCCUGACCCUUUAGGGAAAGGGAUGUUUUAUGGGUUUCUUCUGCUUCUGCCCUCAUCAAGGAUCCAUGUUUAUUCUCUGAGGACACCACUGGGUCUACAUCCAGCAUCCACUUGGGUUAUAUUAGUUCAGGAGACAUGGUGAUCAUCUGGCAGAAAAAUGAAACAGUAGGUGCCAACUAACAGAUAACUGAAUCUGUUUAUGAGACAAAUCAUCUAUUCCAAGACUCCCAGAAGUUUCCUGGCAAGGUAGACACACAAGGAUGGAGGCCAGCCAAGACAACAAGGGGGUUGACCAAACACCCAUUGUCAGAGACACUGGGAUGAGAAGCUUAGACUGUCAGAACCUGACUGUGGGUCUAGGAUGGCCAAUUCUGCUCUGUGAGAAAGCUCUCUGUGUCUAUCCAAGCACCAAAUAAAUGGAUGCCAGUAGUGGCUGACUUUACAGCCUUAAAAA
Messenger RNA from Rattus norvegicus (Norway rat), 5379 nucleotides. RefSeq names its product transmembrane protein 238 like (gene Tmem238l). NCBI's taxonomy places the organism in Eukaryota, Metazoa, Chordata, Mammalia, Rodentia, Muridae. The record is from RefSeq and is a predicted model, not a curated record.